Molecule: messenger RNA, 4801 nt
Organism: Populus euphratica (Euphrates poplar)
Lineage: Eukaryota; Viridiplantae; Streptophyta; Magnoliopsida; Malpighiales; Salicaceae
Product: FACT complex subunit SPT16-like
Exons: 5
Coding region: 465-3794 (1109 amino acids)
Biological process (GO): transcription elongation by RNA polymerase II
Cellular component (GO): FACT complex
Molecular function (GO): nucleosome binding
Source: RefSeq, a predicted model, not a curated record
GAUUGAUGAUGACCCUUUUGGCUUCUUUAGCUCCUCCUCAUCUCCUCUGUUGUUCAUCUUUAAUCAUUCCUUGUUGUAACUGUCAUCCAUUAAUCACACUCUCUAUACCUCCAAAUCCUUCAUGUUGGAGCAAUCCAUUCAAAGUCGAUAAAAAGUCAGUUUCAUUAUCAUCAACAUCCAUUUCUUUCAAAAAGUUCACACCUUGGACCUCAACAUUGAAUCAUCAGAUAAACAUACCAUAGCUGGUUCUAAUGAUCAAGAAUUCUUGAUUGCAGAAGUUGAGAUUUGAUGGCUUUUUUAUUGGAUGCACGGUUCCUUGUUACUGAAGUGAGGUUCAUUUGAGACUUUUCAGAUAGAGGAGGAAUGUCUUGCUUCUGCUAAGGGAAGACAGAGAAUUUUUUUGCUGAUCAUUAGGCGCAACUUGCUCAGUUGACAAAUCAAGAUCUGUAUUUGGACUACAUGCGAUGGCUGAAAGCAGGAAUGCUAAUGCAAAAUCCUCUAAUGGGAAGCCUUCAGGAGCUGUCAGUCCAUAUGCGAUAGAUUUGGAUAACUUCACUAAGCGCUUGAACUUGUUAUAUUCACAUUGGAAGGAACACCAUAAUGACCUAUGGGGUGCUUCUGAUGUUCUUGCCAUAGCAACACCUCCAGCUUCAGAGGAUCUCCGGUAUCUGAAGUCAUCAGCAUUGAAUAUUUGGUUGGUUGGUUAUGAGUUCCCAGAGACAAUUAUGGUCUUCCUGAAGAAACAGAUCCAUUUCUUGUGUAGCCAGAAAAAGGCUUCUUUGCUUGAGGUUGUUAAGAAGCCUGCCAAAGAGGCUGUGGGUGUUGAAGUUGGGAUACAUGUGAAGACCAAAAGUGACGAUGGAAGUGGUUUGAUGGAUAUCAUUUUUCGUGCAGUCCAUUCUCAGUCAAACUCCAAUGGUCAUGAUACUCCUGUCAUUGGACAUAUAGCUAGAGAAAGUCCUGAAGGGAAGCUUUUGGAAACAUGGGAUGAGAAACUAAAGAAUGCUAAUUGUGAGCUAAGUGAUGUAACGAAUGGGUUCUCUGACUUAUUUGCUGUCAAAGACAGUAUUGAGCUUACAAAUGUAAGGAAAGCAGCUUUCUUGACUUCUUCAGUGAUGAAACAGUUUGUGGUGCCAAAGCUUGAACAAGUCAUUGAUGAGGAGAAGAAGAUCUCCCAUUCUUCAUUGAUGGGUGACACAGAGAAGGCAAUAUUGGAACCGGCAAGAAUUAAGGUAAAGCUGAAGGCAGAGAAUGUCGAUAUUUGCUAUCCUCCAGUUUUUCAGAGUGGAGGAGAGUUUGAUCUGAAACCGAGUGCUGCAAGCAACGAUGAGAACCUCUACUAUGACUCUACUAGUGUGAUCAUAUGUGCAAUUGGUUCUAGAUACAACAGCUACUGCUCAAACAUUGCAAGAACUUUUCUGAUUGAUGCCAAUCCGUUGCAGAGCAAGGCAUAUGAGGUCCUCCUUAAGGCCCAUGAAGCGGCAAUCAGUGAAUUGAAGUCUGGGAACAAGAUUAGUGCUGUGUAUCAAGCAGCACUCUCUGUGGUUGAGAAGGAUGCUCCUGAAUUAAUUGCAAACUUGACCAAAACUGCAGGAACUGGAAUUGGCCUUGAGUUUCGUGAGUCAGGGCUAAGUCUUAAUUUGAAGAAUGAUCGAAUUCUGAGACAAGGAAUGGUUUUCAAUGUGUCUCUUGGCUUUCAGAACUUGCAGGCAGAGACCAAAAACCUAAAGACCCAGAAGUAUUCUGUCUUGCUGGCAGAUACAGUGAUUGUUGGUGAGAAGAUUCCAGAUGUGGUGACUUCAAAGAGUACUAAAGCUGUUAAAGAUGUGGCAUAUUCAUUCAAUGAGGACGAUCAGGAAGAAGAUCAGCCAAAAGUCAAGCCUGAACUUAGAGGGAGUAAGACUAUCUUGUCUAAGGCAACACUUAGGUCAGACAACCAUGAAAUGUCAAAGGAGGAGCUACGAAGGCAGCACCAGGCAGAACUUGCCCGCCAGAAGAAUGAAGAGACUGCUAGGAGGCUUGCUGGUGGGGGUUCAAGUGCAACAGAUAAUCGAGGUGGUGCAAAGACAAUUGGUGAUUUGGUUGCGUAUAAGAAUGUAAAUGAUCUGCCCCCUCCUCGGGAGUUUAUGAUUCAGAUUGACCAAAAGAAUGAAGCCAUAAUAUUACCAAUUCAUGGAAGUAUGGUUCCUUUCCAUGUCGCCACUGUGAAGAGUGUGUCUAGUCAGCAGGAUGGUAACCGAACUUGCUACAUACGAAUAAUAUUUAAUGUGCCCGGCACCCCUUUCAGCCCUCAUGAUGCAAAUUCCCUUAAGUUUCAAGGGUCUAUAUAUUUGAAGGAGGUUUCAUUUCGUUCAAAGGACUCUAGACAUAUAAGUGAAGUGGUACAGCAGAUUAAAACCCUACGUCGGCAGGUUACUUCUAGAGAAUCUGAGAGAGCUGAGAGGGCGACCUUAGUUAGUCAGGAAAAGCUUCAGCUAUCUUCUACCAAAUUCAAGCCAAUAAAAUUGUUAGAUCUAUGGGUUCGUCCUCCUUUUGGUGGUCGUGGAAGAAAAUUGACUGGCUCACUGGAAGCCCAUGCAAAUGGCUUUCGCUAUUCAACUUCACGGCCUGAUGAACGUGUUGAUGUAAUGUUUGGUAACAUCAAGCAUGCAUUCUUUCAGCCAGCAGAGAAGGAAAUGAUUACUCUCGUGCACUUUCAUUUGCAUAAUCACAUAAUGGUGGGGAACAAAAAGACCAAGGAUGUGCAAUUUUAUAUUGAGGUGAUUGAUGUGGUCCAGACAAUUGGAGGGGGGAAAAGAUCAGCCUAUGACCCUGAUGAGAUUGAGGAGGAACAACGUGAGAGAGAUCGGAAGAAUAAAAUUAACAUGGACUUCCAGAACUUUGUGAACCGGGUGAAUGAUGUAUGGGGCCAACCUCAAUUCAAAGCACUUGACCUUGAGUUUGAUCAGCCUUUAAGAGAGCUUGGGUUCCAUGGGGUUCCCCAUAAAGUUUCAGCGUUCAUAGUUCCAACAUCGAGUUGCUUGGUUGAGCUGAUAGAGACUCCUUGUGUGGUUAUAACUCUGAGUGAGAUUGAAAUAGUUAACCUGGAGAGAGUUGGCCUUGGACAGAAGAAUUUUGAUAUGACUGUUGUCUUCAAGGACUUCAAACGGGAUGUCCUACGGAUAGACUCUAUCCCCUCUACGUCACUAGAUGGCAUAAAGGAGUGGCUAAACACCACUGACCUCAAGUAUUAUGAGAGCAGAUUAAAUCUGAACUGGCGGCCUAUACUGAAAACUAUCACUGAUGAUCCGGAAAAAUUCAUAGAGGAUGGCGGGUGGGAAUUUUUAAACAUGGAAGUUAGUGAUUCAGAUUCUGAAAACUCAGUGGACUCGGACCAAGGGUAUGUGCCUUCAGAUGUGCAAUCCGACUCAGGUUCCGAUGAUGAAGAUGAUGACAGUGAGUCUUUGGUGGAGUCCGAGGAUGAUGAGGAAGAGGACUCUGAGGAAGAUUCGGAGGAGGAAGAAGGAAAGACAUGGGAAGAGUUGGAGAGAGAAGCUAGUUAUGCUGACAGGGAGAAGGGGAAUGAUUCAGAUAGCGAAGAGGAGAGAAAAAGAAGGAAGAUCAAGGCACUUGGUAAGUCUCGAGAGCCAGCUCGACCACCCACUCGACCGCAAGCUCGACCCCCAGCUCGACCGCCAGCUCGACCGCUAGCUCGACCACCUGAUAGAAGAAAUGUGAGUGGCAGUCUUCCCAAGAGGCCCAAACUAAGCAAAGAAAAGGGAUGGUUGGGGUUUUUGGAAAUUAUAACUUCUUAACCCAGGCACUCCUUGCCAAAAAAAGGUUGGAAUACAUGAAGACUCCUGACAAACACUUUCGAACCCAGAUACCAUCCAAGGUCUGCCACACAAGUCUAGGAUAUCGGUCAGGUUAUCCAUGGUGCGAAAUUUUUGAAGCUAAACAACUACCGGAUUAUGUGUGGAGGAUUGUAGUGGACUGACAGCAUUUGAAAGGACCAUUGGUUACAAGCAGAUUCUCUUUCGAGUUUCCAUGCUUGAUAUGAAGACGCAAGUUCUUAAAUGUUGGAAUGAGAAGUGAUAGAUGCUAUAUCCCAAGGCACGGCUGCCAAGGCCACCAAGACUAUUCUUCUCAGUUUUGUCCUUCACCCUGAUUCACUAUUUUAGUUAAGGACAGCUAGUAGGAGUGCCUACCAUCUAUCCAUCCUGCUCAGAAGUUGAGAAUUUUGAAACAGAGGGGAGCUAACGUGCCUCCAACCUUUGACUGAUGUGCUCCUCAGCUACUGAAUUACGGAGACUGAAUCCUUUAGCUCCGAAUCCAGAAGAGACCAAGUGAAGUUCAAUUUCGAGGAUUUCUCAACUUGAAAAUUCCGAACCAAAGCAUACAAAAUAAUACGUCUACAAAGGGUUCUUGCAUUGUUAGAGCUGUAUUUAGCUCAAGACACUCUGCCUGAAUCUGUGAAUUGAUUAUCCUCCAAUGGUGCAGCUGUUAUCCGUGAGUAAUCUGCAGAGAUUAGACAAAUAGUGGAGGAUUGCAAUAUACAUGGCCACUUGUUGGGAAUUUUGAGUCUCACUUUCUGCUUGCAGCCCCUGCACCACGAGUCAAGUUAGCCAAUUAGCUCAUGACUUCACGUUGAUAGUUUGGUUAUAAGAGGAUCCUGCUGAUACUGCAGCCCUUCCUGCUUCUGAUGUCAGUAACCUCAAGUUUAAUGUGAUCUCAACAUGGGUUUUCUAUAUAUUUUUAAAGAAUAACCAUUUUGGCUAUAGAAAAUGAAAAGGUGGUGGCUUCUGUUGGGUAACCAUUUCCA